AACGGCCUGGGCUCCGCCAGCAUCACCAAGGGCACCCCCGCCGUCAAGAACCGCCUGUGCCAACCUCCCUCCGUGCCUGCCCUGCUCACCCCGGCCUUACCCCCCCGCGGCGACCUGCCCGUCCCCAGCCUGGCAUCUCCUCUCUCCUUGGCCACCCUGGCCAGCGUCUCCUCCCCAGCUGGGGCUUCCUUGGUGGGACUGAACCCCAGCACAGGCCCCGAGCAGCCCCCCCUGCCCGGCUCCCACCACUUGGCGGUGGAUGAGAAGAUCCUCAACCGCCUGUUCUGGUACUUUUCGGCGUGCGAGAAGUGUGUCCUGGCCCAGGUGUGCAAGGCCUGGCGCCGGGUGCUCUACCAGCCCAAGUUCUGGGUGGGCUUGACGCCCGUCCUGCACACCAAGGAGCUCUACAACGUCCUGCCGGGAGGGGAGAAGGAGUUUGUCAGCCUGCAGGGCUUCGCCGUGCGCGGCUUCGACGGCUUCUGCCUGGUGGGCGUCUCCGACCUGGACAUUUGUGAGUUCAUUGACAACUACCCGCUCUCCAAGAAGGGGGUGAAGUCCAUGAGCCUCAAGAGGUCGACCAUCACGGACGCGGGGUUGGAGGUAGGUGGGUGGGCAAGGCUGGAGCUGUCGGGCUGCAACGACUUCACGGAGGCGGGGCUGUGGUCCAGCCUCAACGCCCGCAUCACCUCCCUGAGCGUCAGCGACUGCAUCAACGUGGCCGACGACGCCAUCGCCGCCAUCUCCCAGCUCCUGCCCAACCUGGCCGAGCUCAACCUCCAGGCCUACCACGUCACCGACACCGCCCUGGCCUAUUUCACCGCCAAGCAGGGCUACACCACCCACACCCUGCGCCUCAACUCCUGCUGGGAGAUCACCAACCACGGCGUGGUCAACAUGGUGCACAGCCUGCCCAACCUGAGCGUGCUCAGCCUGUCCGGCUGCUCCAAGGUGACGGACGACGGGGUGGAGCUGGUGGCCGAGAACCUGCGGAAGCUGCGCAGCCUCGACCUGUCCUGGUGCCCCCGCAUCACCGACAUGGCCCUGGAGUACAUCGCCUGCGACCUGCACAAGCUGGAGGAGCUGGUGCUGGACAG
Chaetura pelagica (chimney swift) is the source of this 1094-nucleotide messenger RNA. It is a transcript of the gene FBXL16, whose product is annotated as F-box and leucine-rich repeat protein 16. Gene Ontology annotation, biological process: SCF-dependent proteasomal ubiquitin-dependent protein catabolic process. Gene Ontology annotation, cellular component: SCF ubiquitin ligase complex. The annotation marks the transcript as partial. Gene Ontology annotation, molecular function: protein binding. The record is from RefSeq and is a predicted model, not a curated record. The transcript is spliced from 2 exons. NCBI's taxonomy places the organism in Eukaryota, Metazoa, Chordata, Aves, Apodiformes, Apodidae.